Messenger RNA from Tetranychus urticae (two-spotted spider mite), 576 nucleotides. RefSeq lists its product as uncharacterized. NCBI's taxonomy places the organism in Eukaryota, Metazoa, Arthropoda, Arachnida, Trombidiformes, Tetranychidae. The record is from RefSeq and is a predicted model, not a curated record.
GACAAAAUUUCAAAUCGAAAGUUAUCAUUAACGUUUCUAAAUAGAUCUUUGAAAGUUUGAAUUGAAUUGAAAGUUAAAUUUUCCAUCAUCAACAUGAACUACAAAUUUUGUCUCGUUAUUUUAAUCAUCGUGAGUUUGAUCAUCAACGCUCAAGCUGGAAGAGGUUUCAAUAGUCAGUCUGGAAACUCAGGUUCAGGUGGUCCUCCUUCUCAACCAGGAGGCUCUAAUGGCGAAUCAAUGGGAAUGCCAGGAAAUUCAGGAGGUUCCUCAUCCAACUCUGGUGGUGGAAUGCCUCAAAUGCAGGGUUCCUCUUCUGGUUCACAAUCGGGCUCCGGUUCAAGCUCUGGUUCAAGCUCUGGUUCAGGUUCUGGUUCAGGUUCUGGUUCAGGUUCUGGUUCAAGUUCUGGACAAGGAAGGCAAAGAGGACAAAGGGGACAGUCUGGUCGAGGUCGAGGUGGAAAUACGAGCGGCAAAUGAAGCAGUUGAAAUCUCUGAACAAAAUGAACAGUUUUUAAGGCUCCUGUAACAUUUAAGAUGUAAUACAUGACAUAUUAAAUCUAAGAUGAAUAAUGAAAA